AUGGCCGACUCCGCACCACCAAUCCAAGCUACACUCAAAGUAGACCUUCCGACUUACAAUACCAAUGUACAGACGUCGUUCAUUCAAUUAGGUGCCAUCUUUCAAGCAAGACACAUUACCUUGCAACAGUCAAAAUUUGCGUACGUCGUCGAGAAGCUACUUGCCGACGUGGCAUCGGAGGUAGCAGACAUUCUCAAUGACCCUCCGUCAGACAAACGAUAUGAGCAAAAGUUCUUCUCUCCAAAUAAGGGCACUUUCUCCACAUUCUCCGACCCACCACUUUCUCCCCCUCCCUCAAUCACUCUUUGUAGAGAGAAGUCUUCACCUGUCUCUCCUUUCACUUCUUUUGCCCAAUCCCCAAUCCCUCUCAAAAACGUAUUAAAGAAAAAAUUGCACACUCCGGCUGGAUUUGAACCUCUCUCUCUCUCUCUCUCUCUCUCUCUCUCUCUCUCUCUCUCUCUAUCUAUCUAUCUAUCUAUCUAUCUAUCUAUCUAUCUCACUAUCUAUCUAUCUAUCUAG
Molecule: messenger RNA, 519 nt
Organism: Acanthosepion pharaonis
Lineage: Eukaryota; Metazoa; Mollusca; Cephalopoda; Sepiida; Sepiidae
Source: the annotation of a GenBank genome assembly